Messenger RNA from Carassius auratus (goldfish), 4675 nucleotides. It is a transcript of the gene gnaz, whose product is annotated as guanine nucleotide binding protein (G protein), alpha z polypeptide. Gene Ontology annotation, cellular component: cytoplasm; heterotrimeric G-protein complex. Lineage: Eukaryota; Metazoa; Chordata; Actinopteri; Cypriniformes; Cyprinidae. Gene Ontology annotation, molecular function: G protein-coupled receptor binding; G-protein beta/gamma-subunit complex binding; GTPase activity. Bases 752 to 1819 code for a protein of 355 amino acids. Gene Ontology annotation, biological process: adenylate cyclase-modulating G protein-coupled receptor signaling pathway. The record is from RefSeq and is a predicted model, not a curated record. The transcript is spliced from 3 exons.
AUCUCACAUCUGUUUCCGUUUCACACCCUGGCUGCCUUUGCUUGUGUGUGUCUGUUUGAGAACAAAUGUGUGUGUGUGGGCUUUGUGUGCUGGAAAACCAUCUUGGCAGACCAGAAUCUAUGUUCCCAGAGAGAUGCAGGUGACCAGGAAGUGCAUGAUGGGAAAGACUUACUAUGGAGAAGGAACAUGGGCCUUUAGCUGCCUCACUGGCUUAUGUAAGCAGGACGAUCUAGUACACAGACGCCCAGAGACAUUCCAUCGGACAGAAAGGGUCUGAAGAAAAUUAAAGGAAGGGAGGAGUUGACAACAGAUGAAUCAGUCACAGAAAUACAGGGAAGCACACUGGACGCAAUGAGGGAGGAGAGCGAAGGAAUUUUACGGUUUCGACUUUCUCUCGAUGAACACUGACAAGUCCAUUUAAAGCCUGCCGUGCUCAGGGGAGAGAGUCCCCUGAUAUGAACCCCAAGUCCUUGGGAUCUGGAAGGCAAACACGCGCUUAUGCCAGGGCCUGAGUGGGUUUUCCACCAUGUCAUGGUAGCAUUGUACGCCAAAACAUCAACCGUUUAAAAAAAUUGUAAACUGUAGACUUGGACAAUGCAUGUUGUGUAACACCAAUCUGAAACUGGUUUCCAGUAAAAGCUUCCUCUAGCAUCAGCUCCUCUGUAUCACCAUAUAUUUUUACAUUGCAUACAUUUACCGUCCACUCUCCCAAUUCCUGGGAUUACCAGCUCAAGUCCAGGUGCAGUUGACCAUGGGGUGCCGGCAGAGUUCAGAGGAGAAGGAGGCCGCCCGGCGCUCACGUCACAUUGAUCGACGCCUGCGCUCAGAAAGCCAGCGGCAGCGGCGUGAGAUCAAACUUCUGCUGCUCGGAACCAGCAACUCUGGCAAGAGCACCAUCGUGAAGCAGAUGAAGAUCAUCCAUAGUGGAGGCUUCAACCUGGAGGCCUGCAAGGAAUACAAGCCCCUUAUCCUCUACAACGCCAUUGACUCGCUCACCCGCAUCAUUCGUGCCCUUGCCACCUUGAAGAUCGACUUCCACAACCCCGAUCGGGCUUACGACGCAGUGCAACUAUUUGCCCUCACCGGACCUGCCGAGAGCAAGGGUGAGAUCACGCCAGAGCUCCUGGGGGUGAUGAAGCGCUUGUGGGCUGAUCCAGGGGUCCAGGAGUGCUUUUGCCGUUCCAACGAGUACCACCUAGAGGACAAUACAUCCUAUUAUCUAAACGACCUGGAGCGCAUUUCUGCGCCCGAGUACAUCCCAACCGUCGAGGACAUUCUGCGCUCACGUGACAUGACCACUGGCAUUGUUGAGAACAAAUUUACCUUCAAGGAGCUCACCUUCAAAAUGGUGGACGUGGGCGGCCAGCGUUCAGAAAGGAAGAAGUGGAUCCACUGUUUUGAGGGUGUGACUGCCAUUAUAUUCUGUGUGGAGCUCAGUGGCUAUGACCUCAAGCUUUAUGAAGACAACCAGACGAGCCGUAUGGCGGAGAGCCUGCGUUUGUUCGAUUCCAUCUGCAACAACAACUGGUUCACCAAUACCUCGCUCAUCCUCUUCCUCAACAAGAAGGACCUGCUGGCCGAGAAGAUCAAGCGUAUUCCGCUGACGGUCUGCUUCGCUGACUACAAGGGGCAAAACACCUACGAGGAGGCGGCCGUGUACGUGCAAAGGCAGUUUGAGGACCUCAACCGCAACAAGGAGACCAAGGAAAUCUACUCGCACUUCACUUGCGCCACUGACACCAGCAACAUCCAGUUUGUGUUUGACGCGGUGACGGACGUGAUCAUCCAAAACAAUCUCAAGUACAUUGGGCUGUGCUAGGACGAGGGGACGGGGAGAGGGGUGGCGGGCGAGGCAUACGGAAAAAAGCCCGCCUGUCGAUCGAUCUGAGUGCCCUCAAAAACGCUUGUUGAAACAGGAAACUCAGAUGAGGCCCAGAGGAAAGGGCUCCAUGCUGCCAUCCUGCUAGAUUUAUCAAUGUCAAAAGCGUAAAGGGCAAAGGGGAUUUUACAAGGUUGGUAUAAAUGUGUUUGCACUGAACAUAUGAGUAUGUAGACACAGAUACACAUAGACCAUUGAUACGUUUAUUCACACACAACGGACUUCAGGAUCAGCCGUCAAGCACAUGUUUGACAUGGAAACACUGGAAACAGAUCUCCCUGCUCCUCUCUUCCCUGACAAACAGCAGGAAUUCCUUAAUGUUCAUGAAAGGGAUAGUUCACCCGAAAAUGUGUUCAUUUGCUCAUGUCAUUCCAAACCCACAUGACUUUCUUUCUUCUGUGGAACAUAAAAGGAGAUGUUUAGCAGAAUGUUCAUGCUGCUCAUCUACAUGCAUUUAAAAUUACAAAAAAAAAAAAAUAAAUAAAAAAAAACAGCAGAAAAGUAACUUAUCCUUUUACAUGUCUACUUACUAUUAAGGAAUAUGUUUUAAAGCCAUAUGUUAAUAAUUCAAAUUAGGUGAAUCACAGCUGGUAAAGUUACACAUAUUAUAGUUGAACCACAACGAUGAUUAAAACAAUGUUGUUUAAAGUUAAACUUUUCAUUUGACAUUAUUACAGAAUGCACAUUUUAAAAGUGUUCUAAACUGUGUUAAGAAAUACAGUCAUGAAAGUCGACCCUCUUUAAGAACACUUAAGGGGCCUUUUAUUUCAUUAGUAUUAUAUUAUACAAGUACUGUAUAGUUUUUAAAUAUACUGUAUAUACACUUUUAAAAUUUAAGUGCACAUUCAAAACAAUUAGGUGCACUCUUUUCUUAAGGGAAGAAAAGAAUGAGUCUUUGGGUCUGUCCCAAAUAACCACACUCAUGGUCUUAGCCACUGGAGAGUGUAUACACUGUGCAUGUAACAGGAAGUAAGUGCGCGAGACCAGUGCACAGAAUCCCCACUUCCUCUUAUAUCACUUCAGAGCAGUAUUUGAGGUGUAUCCCAUCAUUCAUCAUGACUUGCAAAGGGUGCAGAACAUUCCCAGAAACUUUCCAGAAAUGCUGAAAACUUUAGAAAAAUGUUGGACAUUUUUGGAAAGUUUCCACCCCUUUGCAAUCCUAUCAUUAAUUCACAAAAUUUACAAACAAGCAUAAAAAAAUUAAAAAAUAAAAACAUCUUGGCAAAAGAGUCAAACCCAAUGUCUCUGUGGGAUUCUUGUCCCUCGGAUUCCUCUAUUCAUACAAAUUAACUCUGUCACUCAACAAUAUUAUUAAGUCUUAAACAUUAUAUGAAGUAUUAAAGCAAUUUGUGCAUAACAAUUGGUCAACACAAGUCAAGUCUGCAUUCAUAAUCUUGAAUAUGAAUGAGAUUUGUGAGAUUUUUGGUGAAUAAUAACUUCAAUUUGAGUGGGUUUCUUUUCAUGCACAUCUAUCGUAUGAUUUCAUGAAAUUUGGAAUAUAGAUUAUAUGAACUGCUACUAUGGUACUUUUUUUGCAUUUCUGGCACUUAACAGCCCUUGGUCGCCAUGCAAUGUCAUUAAGUGGAAAAGAGCAGCAUGAUCAUUCUGCUAAACAUCUCUUUUUGCAUUCCACAGAAGAAAUGAAGUCAUACAGCUUUAAAGUGACCUGAGGGUGAGAAGAUGAUAAAAUUGUAAUCUAGGUGAACUGUUCCUUUAAGUUUUGUCCUUCUUUAUAGGGUCUUUGAUUUGCCUGAUUUAAGUAACGCUGCUUUCAGAGAUGUUAUGAAGAGUUUAUGAAAAUAUAAUUGUAUAUGAGAGAAAAUAAUCCUGAGAGAAAGAAAAACAACAACAAAAAAUUAUGAUGUCAUUUGAUUUUGCUCCAAAGGUGAAAACUGCCGCUGUCUGAAUAUGGAGUCAAAUGGCUUUUUAACUCACAUUCACACUGUAGUUUAUUUUUGGCUGUCUGACCCCUAGGAAUCAAUCUGUUUUCUUGUUUCUUUUUAUUCUGUUUUCCCAUUGCCUAAAAUAGGAUGUAAUCCAGAGUUUUUAGAGCAAGCAUCCUUCUUUCCAUGAGAGCGUUACACUGACGUGAACAUUAAAUGUUUCAUAACGUUCAUUCCAGAUUCAGAGAAAAAUAAACAGUGCCAAUAUCAAUGUAAAUAAAAAAAGGCCCGUCAAUCAUGUCACUUUUUCAUUUUUUUUUUUUUAUGGACAAAAAAAGUAUACAUAUAUUGUAACAUUAAAUAUGCAUGAAUUUGUUACUUUGGGUUUUUGAUAAAUUAUAGUUUGAUUUGCUUUCUUAUAUAUUUAGUUUUACUAACAUGCUCCAAAAUAUAUCAAAGUCAAACACUGUGUAAGAUUGUACAGUUGUUUCCUGCGAGGUAUUUAUUGAAAAGAGUUUUAUGUGCAGAAAGAGUCAUUUUACGUCCAGUGCAACCUAAACUCUGCAUAAAAACAUGAAAAGAGGAUUUACUCCUCAGAUUGGGACUGAAUCGGAAAAAGAGAGAGAAAAGAAAAUCUAUAAAAGAGCAGAAUCUUUCUAUUCUGGUGUCAUUUUGAGUAUGUGUAAAUACUAUGUGAGGUACACUUUGUGAGACGAAAAAAAAACAAAAAAACAACUCAAUCACUUUUUAAGAUUUAAGGCUGAAGGCAGUCCUCCUUCUGUUCAGAUAUGACGAUGUACAACAAACCCAAAUAAGGGCUUCAGGAUUGAUUUUACAGGAUGUCCACCAAAAAGAUAAAACAAAUAAUAAAGUAUAAAAGAACAAUAAUAGUGAAUAAAAAUAAUUAUGCAAA